Molecule: messenger RNA, 861 nt
Organism: Racocetra fulgida
Lineage: Eukaryota; Fungi; Glomeromycota; Glomeromycetes; Diversisporales; Gigasporaceae
Source: the annotation of a GenBank genome assembly
GUUUGGAUGUCUUAACUCAAAGGACAACAAAGAAUCCUAUUACAGGGAUGAUUUUACUUUCUGAUGGUAUGGAUAAUAAAGAACAGUCUUAUGAAUAUUUAUAUGAAAGAGCUCGUGAAGCUGAGAUUUCUAUUCAUAGUUUUGGUUAUGGAUCUGAUCAUGAUGCAAGAAAACUCCAUACUAUUUCUGUAAAAACGGAAGGAACAUUCACUUAUAUUUACGAAUUCGAACAAAUUAAACAAUGUUUUGCAGGUUGUCUUGGUGGUCUUGUAAGCAUUUCAUGCUGUGAUGUAAAAGUACAUCUACGAGUUCCUGAAACAAUUCAAAACGUUAAAAUAUCUGAAGUACUUAGUAAAUACGAUAAUACGAUCAGUGAUAAUAUGCAUAGUGCUCAGAUUAAUAUUCAUAACUUGUAUGCUGGGGAAAAGAAAGAUUUAUUAUUCAUGGUCAAAAUUCUUCCUACGGAAACUAAUAAUGAUUCAGAAACUAUUGAACUUAAAAUAAUUGAUGUUGAUGUCAAUUACUUUGAUAUUCAUAGAGGAUCCAGAGUAAACCGUCUUGAAUCUCCCUCAUCUCUAAAGAUAUUACACACUACGUCAGAAAUAGAUCCAUCUGACAAUCCUAUCAAUUCUCAAGUAAUUCAACAAAAAUACCGUCACCUUACUUCAAAAGCAAUUUUGGAGGCUUCUAAUUUUGCUGAACAAGGCAAUUUUACCAGAGCACAAUCAAUUAUUAAUAAUUUGAAACAAGAGAUUAUGCUUCAUCGUAAUGAAGCACCCGAAUUUUACGAUGCAUUAAUAGAAGAUUUAAGCAUGAUUGCCAGACAACAAAGUAAUGCACAUGUUUAUCAAUCCGGUGGAA